UCUCGACCACCGUAGCGCGAGGAGCUGGAAUCAGACAGGUCAGAUCUCGGAUGGGAGCUCUGGACUCUCACUUGGACAGAAGCAAGCGUGUAUAGCAGCGUCGUGGAAACGAGGAGCGGUCCUGACUCUCUGGAAAUGGACCACCGGUAGCACAGUCAACACACAUGAUCCGGAAUCAUUUGAGCUCCCUCUGAUUUAGAAAGUCAUCCCAAAUAUAUAUAUUUUUAAGAUUUUGUUUUUGUUUUUUUGGAGAGCCUUUUUUUUGCCGGGCAAAAGGUUCGGCAUUGCCCUGUCUUGGAGCCAUGGGCUGCACGGUGAGUGCCGAGGACAAGGCGGCCGCGGAGAGGUCUAAAAUGAUCGAUAAGAACCUCCGAGAAGAUGGGGAGAAGGCGGCCAGGGAAGUCAAGCUGCUCCUAUUAGGUGCUGGUGAAUCUGGAAAAAGCACCAUCGUAAAGCAGAUGAAGAUUAUCCACGAAGAUGGCUAUUCGGAAGAUGAGUGUAAGCAAUACAGAGCUGUGGUUUACAGUAACACCAUCCAGUCCAUCAUGGCCAUUGUUAAAGCCAUGGUCAGCCUCAAGAUAGACUACAGCAACCCUGGCAGAAUGGACGACGCUCAGCAGCUGUUUGCCUUGUCUGCCGCCGCCGAGGAGCAGGGCAUGCUACCUGAUGACCUUGCCAACGUUAUCCGACGACUGUGGGCUGACAGUGGCAUACAGAGCUGCUUCACACGCUCACGGGAAUACCAGCUCAACGACUCAGCGGCAUAUUACCUGAACGAUCUGGAAAGGAUAGCAAAAGCAGAUUACAUCCCCACCCAGCAAGAUGUGCUGCGAACUCGUGUCAAGACCACUGGCAUCGUGGAAACUCACUUCACGUUUAAAGAGCUGCACUUCAAGAUGUUCGACGUGGGAGGCCAGCGGUCCGAAAGAAAGAAAUGGAUCCACUGUUUCGAAGGCGUCACAGCUAUUAUCUUCUGCGUUGCUCUCAGUGCAUACGACCUGGUCCUGGCCGAGGAUGAGGAGAUGAAUCGCAUGCAUGAAAGCAUGAAGCUUUUCGAUUCCAUCUGCAACAAUAAGUGGUUCACCGAGACCUCCAUCAUUCUCUUCCUCAACAAGAAGGACCUCUUUGAGGAAAAGAUCACCCGGAGCCCCCUUGCCAUCUGCUUCCCUGAAUACACAGGGGCCAACAAGUUUGACGAAGCAGCCAGUUACAUUCAGACCAAGUUUGAGGACCUAAACAAGAAGAAGGACACCAAGGAAAUCUACACCCACUUCACGUGUGCUACCGACACCAAGAACGUGCAGUUUGUCUUCGACGCGGUCACUGAUGUCAUCAUCAAGAACAACCUGAAGGACUGUGGGCUUUUCUGAAGGACGGUGGUGUCUGCACACUGCAUGAGACACUGCUUCAGCCAUGUGAUGAUUACUGCUUUUCAUAAUGAAAACCAUGACAGACAUGAUUCCUGAAAGAGGGGAAACCUUGAAAGAACUUCAACAAUCAAUAUUUUGUUGUCACCUCCCCUUCUGUGUAUUGUUGGUUCUGUAUACAAAGUUGUCACACCUCUCCUCUCUUUUACAGUUCAAACCCCCUUUAUGAAUGUUUUAACGCCAUCGUUGAAUCAGAAUAGUUUAGCAAUCACUUGUGGAAAAGUUAGUAGGCUUUAAGUGAUUUUUUUAAGCAACGAACAUGCACAAAGAAUACAGAAUUUCUCCUCCAUCAAGAGAAUGAUUGAAGUUGCCACUCACCGAUUACUUGUUUUACAAUGUUCAGUUUGCCUUGAGAUUUAUUAAAAGACAGUAUGAAACAAUAUUUUAUAUUACAUCAGUCAUGUUAAAAACUAACUGUUUAGGCACAUAUGGGGAAUGUGAAUAAAAAAAUAGUUUUUGUACAACAUUUACAAUCAAUUAUGAUCACAGUAUUCUUCUGCAUGUCAUUCCAUUAAGUAGCCUGUGCCCACUCCCACUGUCUAUUUCUGUCUAUUACAUCUGUACCACUUGUUUAAUGCACUCAAUACAAUCUGUGAGGUUUUAAAUGAUAUAUGUUGCUAACCUUCUGUGGAUUGUUGUGUACAUUUUAUUUCGUUCCAAGUCUAUGGUUUUAACUUUGUUUGUGCCUUGAUUUCUGUUUACAUGUGUAUUUUCACAUUUGUUCUUCACGGUGUCAAUUAGGGCUAUUUCUACUCUGUAUUCAUGGCGGAUGAUGCAUCCAUCAAGACUUAAGAUGCAGCACUUGUUUGUUGAUGUUAACGCGGCAAAUCAAGUCACUUGGUAAAUGUAAAUAAUAAAAGUUUGGUCAUGUGAGCUUCAACGCUACUGUGUUUUAGUUGUAUUGCGUUCAUUUUGUCAACACUUAUAUAUUAGUCAAAUUUCUCUUUUAUCCCAGACAAUAGUUAUAGGUGGUUUAAAUACCUGACAUGUUUCGGCGAACACUUCCGCCUUCAUCAGAGAGUCACUGGUGGUGGUGUGACGUGUCUUUAUCAGCUGAUGGACUGUGUUUUAUCAUCUUUCUAUAUAAACCACUACAAAAACAAUAAUGAAUCUUGCUAUGUCCACACAUACAGUAUGUAAUGAUGAGUUAAAAAUAAUAAUUUUUAAAAUCAGUAUCCAGCAUUCCACCAAUUUAUUUAAAAUGUCUUUGAUACGCUUGUUGUCAUUCGAUUAUGCAGGCACAUUUACUGUAAUAUUGAGGCUUG
Messenger RNA from Corythoichthys intestinalis (scribbled pipefish), 2692 nucleotides. RefSeq names its product guanine nucleotide-binding protein G(i) subunit alpha-2. Gene Ontology annotation, biological process: G protein-coupled adenosine receptor signaling pathway; gamma-aminobutyric acid signaling pathway; adenylate cyclase-inhibiting G protein-coupled receptor signaling pathway. The record is from RefSeq and is a predicted model, not a curated record. The transcript is spliced from 9 exons. NCBI's taxonomy places the organism in Eukaryota, Metazoa, Chordata, Actinopteri, Syngnathiformes, Syngnathidae. Gene Ontology annotation, cellular component: heterotrimeric G-protein complex. Bases 303 to 1370 code for a protein of 355 amino acids. Gene Ontology annotation, molecular function: G protein-coupled receptor binding; G-protein beta/gamma-subunit complex binding; GTPase activity.